Molecule: messenger RNA, 3400 nt
Organism: Thamnophis sirtalis
Lineage: Eukaryota; Metazoa; Chordata; Lepidosauria; Squamata; Natricidae
Source: RefSeq, a predicted model, not a curated record
UUUCCAGAACGGCCCUCUCGACGGUUUCUUCUCUAUGGCUCCGGGCUGCCGGAGCCGGAGGGCGGCAGGAAGACUGAGCCUUUGAACGGGACCGGGCGGGGGGCGGGGCAACCGAGCGGGAACCGAUGGAGGCCGAGAUGGAGGCAGAGACGUUGGAGUCCAGGAUCAAUAGAGCUACAAAUCCUUUAAAUAAGGACUUGGAAUGGGACAACAUCAAUGCUUUUUGUGACCAGCUGAACAAAGAAUUAGAGGGCCCUCCAUUAGCAACCCGGCUCCUAGCCCACAAGAUCCAGUCUCCACAAGAAUGGGAAGCCAUGCAGGCUCUCACGGUGCUGGAGGCCUGUAUGAAAAACUGUGGCAAGCGCUUUCAUGAUGAAGUUGGCAAGUUUAGGUUCCUUAACGAGCUCAUCAAGGUUGUGUCACCAAAGUAUCUAGGAAACAGAACUCCAGAAAAAGUGAAAUCAAAAAUCUUAGAAUUGAUGUAUAGCUGGACGUUGGGUCUGCCCGAGGAAGUGAAAAUUACAGAAGCAUAUCAGAUGUUAAAAAAACAAGGACCAAAAGCGAAUGGAGAAGAUUUCCAAGCGAGUGCAUGCCAUUGAAGAAGUAAAUAACAAUGUGAAACUGCUGACUGACAUGGUUACUAACUAUAGCAAUGGAGAGAGGACAGAGAGUAGCGAGGAUCUGAUGAAAGAGCUGUAUCAGCGCUGUGAACGCAUGAGGCCCAUGCUUUUUAGGCUUGCUAGUGACACAGAAGACAAUGAUGAAGCACUGGGGAUUGUAAAAUGUGACCCCAAGUUGCCAGAUGAUGCACCUUUCCUUCUACCUCCUCCCAGACCAAAGAAUGCAAUCUUUGACGAUGAAGAGAAAUCCAAGAUGCUGGCCCGCCUGCUCAAAAGUUCCCAUCCUGAAGAUCUCCGAGCUGCCAAUAAACUCAUCAAAGAGAUGGUUCAAGAGGAUACUUCUAUUCAGUUUGGCUGUGUUUUUGUGGGGAGCUGUAUAAAAUUUUCUUCUUCUUUUUUUUUAAAGUCAUCUGAGAGCCCAGAAAUGGAUGUCCCUUCAGGACUACCGGCUCCAAUAGGGAAAGCUGAAACUGGACAGCCUGCAUCUCCUGUUGCUACUAGUGGUAUGGAUGACCUGGACCUGCUAGGCAAGACUCUGUUACAGCAGUCUCUUCCUCCAGAGUCUCUUCAAGUCAGAUGGGAGAAGCAGCCACCCCCUCGAUUAACCCUGCGUGAUCUCCAAAACAAAAGCACUUCCAGCCCAUCUCUGAGCACCAAUAGCACUUCGUCCAUCUUCCCAAAUAUCUCUUCAAACCCUGCUGUCACUCUGCCCAUAGAAAAAACACCUCCUGUUUUGGCCCCUCAAGGGUCACCGACUCUGUCUGGAAGUGCAAGCCUUCCAGCAGGUCUCCCAGCUUCCACACACCCCUUGGAAUUCUCACUGACGAAUGUCUCUGUGCCUCUGGAAUCUAUCAAGCCAAGCAGCAUCCUCCCAGUGACUGUGUAUGACCAGCAUGGUUUCCGUGUCCUCUUCCACUUUGCCAAGGACUCUCUGCCUGACCGACCUGAUGUACUAGUGGUGGUCAUCUCUAUGCUAAGCACAGCCCCUCUGCCCAUUAGGAACAUCAUCUUUCAGUCUGCCGUCCCCAAGGUGAUGAAAGUGAAACUGCAGCCACCUUCAGGGACAGAGCUCCCACCAUUCAACCCAAUAAUGCCCCCUACAGCAAUCACCCAGGUCCUCCUCCUUGCAAAUCCACAAAAGGAGAAAGUAAGACUACGAUACAAGCUGACCUUCACCAUGGCAGAUCAGACUUACAAUGAAAUGGGAGAUGUGGACCAGUUCCCCCCUCCAGAAUCAUGGGGAAAUCUCUAGUGCCACAGCCAGUGUGCUGGGUCAUGUUUCUAAAGAUUCUGCCUCGCUUAGGACCAGAGCCUUCCCAGGAUUGGCUGCUGUUUGGACUCUGCUUUCAGACUGCAAAGGCAGGCGCAGGAGGAGAGGCAGAAAAGAACAAGAGGGGAUGUCUGCCUUGGGUCAGAAGGACAAGAAUGAUUGAGUUGCUCUCUGUUCUUUGAUUUCUGUUCUUAUUUGAUUUGUCCUUUACCCUCAUCUUGUUGUCUCAUUUUUUUGCUUUUCCUUCAUUGGAAUAAUAUCAGCACAGAUGAGCUUUGAAUACUUUAGACCUUCUUCUGUACAGCUUUCCCAUCUGCUGAAGUAGUAUCAGAUCUUACACUUUCCCAUUAAUACCACUUCUGCACAAGCAACCCUGACAUAGAUCAGUUCUGGAUUUUCAGAAUGCAACACAAAAGAUGGGGCAAGAUAAGUACCCAGUACUUUUUCACAGGAGAACUAACUGUCCCAUUUAAACCUUUGUGAAUUAAACAUCUUUAGGACUACAGGGUAGCUGUUUCUGUUUUGCUCACAAAGCCUCCAUUCUCCCAAAGGUUAGACAAGGCGGGGGGAGCGUUGACCUAAUUCUCAACAUAUUAACACUCCAGGAGUCAGAACCAGACCAAGUUAACAGGAUGGGCAACAAAGUUUAUAAGGGAAGUUUGAAAACUGUUUUGCUCCAUGAUUUGCUUUUCUGGUAAUAUACUACCAAUAUACUGAAUGCAGAAAGUUGCAGGAUCCAUCUUCAGAUCCAUAUUGUUGUAUGCAAAGCACCUAGCUCCAUUUUAUGUAAUCCGGUCUUUGAAACCCACUAGAAUACAACAGAGAAAAUUGUUGAGAGAGAAAGAGAUAUUCCCCUAAUAUGUUUCCCUUCACACCACUACCAGAUGUAGCUCCCUUUUUCAUUUCCAUAAAAUGGCAUGCUCAGAGAUAACCAGACUUGGAAACAUGCAGUCUGUAAGGCUGCUCAAUUUAUUUUCAUGAGCAAAAUGUCCAUGGGAGUGUUCGUUCUAAACAGGUUUUAUAAUAAAUUGCACUAAAAGGGAUGAAAUUAAGCAUUGCCAGCAAAAAGUAAAUGGGAUUGAAAAGUGAAUGACAUUUUUACCCAAUGGAGUUGCAUACUUUCUUCAGUCAAAUUGACAUGUUUUGAUGGGAAAUAUUUCUGGUUAGGUUCUGCUAUGACUGGAUACUUUUAAUUUCUAAUCUCCUUUUUCAGGUUUAUCUUUGCCCCUUGCUUUUUUUAGAGUUGGUUUCAUUUAAGUUUUGAAGUCUCUUAUGUUUUUGUAUGUGUGUAUCUACACGCACAUACACACACAAAUUCUGCACAUAGAGAAAGAGCCCUAAAAUAGACAGUGUGAAGUCUGCUGUAUUAAUGAGAAAUAUUUUUCCCAAAAGUGCAUUCUAAGAUCUGGGACCUCCUGAAAUAGCAUGAGGAUCCUAUAUAGAAUUGUAGUCUUGCAAGUCUCUUGUUUUUAUCCUAAUGGUAAUUUAUAAACUUCAUUUUGAACUUGAA